Molecule: messenger RNA, 438 nt
Organism: Stegodyphus dumicola
Lineage: Eukaryota; Metazoa; Arthropoda; Arachnida; Araneae; Eresidae
Source: RefSeq, a predicted model, not a curated record
AUGUGUAAGGGUCAUGAUGCAGCUAAAGUUGUUCUGGAAGAAUCUGGAGAUAGAACUUUAAUGUGGGACGAGAUCAAAUGCUUCUUAAAUGCAAGAUACGUGUCUGCCCCUGAAGCAGCGUGGAGGCUGUUUGAAAAAAGAAUGCAUUCUAAGUCGCACUCCAUCAUACGACUACCGGUUCAUUUGGAAAACCUGCAGCCCGUCUAUUUUGCCGAAUCCGAAGAAAGGAAUGCUUUCCAGAGAGCUGCCGAGAAAAAUACCAUGCUCACCGGAUGGUUUGAACUGAACAGGACAGUUCCCGAAGCGAAUGGUUACCUGUAUGCCGAAAUUCCUAAACAUUUCACCUGGAGGAAUCAUGCCUGGCAGACACGAGUUAGACUUGGAGAUUACAUCAUUUCAAGAAUGUAUUCUGUUGGCCUUAGCCCAAAAGAUAUUUAG